Molecule: messenger RNA, 2377 nt
Organism: Notothenia coriiceps (black rockcod)
Lineage: Eukaryota; Metazoa; Chordata; Actinopteri; Perciformes; Nototheniidae
Product: immunoglobulin-like domain-containing receptor 1
Exons: 8
Coding region: 135-1748 (537 amino acids)
Cellular component (GO): plasma membrane
Molecular function (GO): high-density lipoprotein particle receptor activity
Source: RefSeq, a predicted model, not a curated record
UACAAUGAGCAGCUGUGUGUAACGCUUCGAUUAGAUUAUAAGUCUAUUUUUUGUUUUUUGAUCCCUUCUUUUAUUGAUUUAUUUAUUUUUCAUCCGAGGUGUUUUAUUUCCAAUUUUCUUCACAGUGUGUCACCAUGCGGAGAUUAGCGGCUGCGGUCAUCCUGCUGUCGCUUCUCAAAGUUUCGGUGUGUAUUCAGGUGAACGUUCCUGAGCAGGACCGCAGCACAACCCUGUUUGCCUCAGUGACCCUUCGCUGUGACUACUCCACCUCUGCUAACCUCCAGGAUGUGCUGCUCACCUGGAGGUUCAAGUCCUUCUGCAAGGACCCCGUGCUGGAUUACUACUCCACAGCGUACCAAGCCGCACUACAGUUAGGACAGGACCCUUCAAAUGACUGUCCUGACCGCCAGCGGACAGUCCGCACAGUGAUACAGAAGAAAGGCAGCAAUGAACCCACGCUGGGACCCGAAUAUCGGGUACGCAGGAUCACCAUCCAAAACAAGGCAGACUUGGUGAUCACUGAGGUGAUGUGGUGGGACAACGGUGUGUACUAUUGCUCUGUCGACGCCUCGGGAGACACUUCAGGAGACUCUGACAAAGAAGUCAAACUCAUUGUUUACCACUGGUUGACAGUGUUGCUCAUCGUCAUCGGAGCCCUCCUCCUCAUCCUCCUCUUCUGUAUCUGCUGCUGCCAGUGCUGCCCUCAGAGAUGCUGCUGCUAUAUCCGCUGUCCCUGCUGCCCGGAGCAAUGCUGCUGUCCUGAAAAAGCGGUGAUGCAACAUCGUAUGAUGAAGGACGCUCAGAGGGCCAUGGCUCCCUGGAUGGGAGGGCAGCCGUUAUAUGGACAGAUGAGUAAUGGAUCCCAGAUGAACCCAUUGCUCUACGCCGGAUCUGUUUCAGGGAAGAGCAUUCCGAUGAAGUCCAUGCCCCUCCCCCCUCCCAAUUCUUCAGCCUACAGCAUGCCCCCUCCUCCCAGUGCUCAUGGCACGCACACCCCUAAUCACAUGCUGGAUUACCUGGAGGGCCAGGUGAGGGGGAUGGACAUGGCCAGCCCUCUGAUGCAGUCCCAGCCUCCUCCACAGCACAUGCCCCCACCUCACAUGCAGCACAUGCCCCAACCUCACAUGAUGCAGCAGAUGCCCCCACCUCACAUGAUGCAGCAGAUGCCCCCACCUCACAUGCAGCAGAUGCCUCCUCCCCAGCACAUGUCCCAGCACAUCCCAUUUUCCCCUGGCCCUCCCAGCAUGAUCUCUGCUCUGGAUGAUGGCCCAACAGAGCGCCGUGUCAUCACACUUCCACCAAUAAGAGAGCAGCCAUCAGCUAGAACUGCACCCCCUGCACCAAGGACUCGGCCCCCCAGCUCCAGCGAGAGCAGCGGCUUCGGCCGAGGACCGGUGGGCAGGCGUAACGUCUCCCCCGCCCCGUCCAGAGGGAUUCCCAGGAGCUACAGUGAGGAGUCCCUAGACGGGAACAGGCGCAGUGGUCCAAAAGGGGGCAUGGUGCCCCGCUCCCGCUCCAGAGACGACCUGUUUGACAACAGGUCCAGAGGAAACCACUCUCCUCCAGCAUCACGGCACUCCAGAAGAGGGUCCUGGAGCUCGGAUGAUGAGGGCAGCAGCAGGAGAGGAGGAGGGAGGAGAGGAGGUGGAGGCUGGGUCGACCAACCCCCAAGCUACAGCGAGUACGAACCUGGAAAGAAACCAGGAGCACGGAGGAAUGAACACUACUCUAGACGCACAAUGCUUUAGUUGUAGACAGUGACACACACCAACGCACUUACGUCAAGACAAACGUGCACACCUUGAAACACGUGAUUAUAUAAAACAAGUGAUGCGGGUGAAGUGAAUCUAAAGUUAGUAUGUCUCUCUCAGGGCAAGAGUUCUCGCAGUGGCACCAGCAUCGUCAUCUGAAAGCUGCAGCUGUGAAAAGCCCUGUGACCUCUGCCCCAGGGAACAUGCACACCUCCCUAAAACCUGGAGCCUUGUUUUUUGGCUACUGGUAAACUUUGUAAUGCCAAUAUUUUAAUGUUUUUUAAAUGAUUCAUGAACUAACUCAACCAAAGUUGGCAGAAGGAAUUAUAUAAUGUGAAUAUUCCUCAGGUGUGCAGGAGGUAAAGCAAAUGUAAGAUGUAGGAAGAAAACCUAAAUGAUACCCAUAUGAUUGGUUUGCGUUUUUAGAUAUUGAUGUAAGAAAACUGCAAAAGUCUUCUAAUAGAGCUAUUUUGGGGAUGAUAUUUCCCUCUGCUGGUUCAUUGUUUUAUUAAGAUUUGAAAUAAUGCCUCCUGUUUGAUAGUUUUAUUUGGCUUUUCAUGUUUUUCUCUUGUAACCUUAUUUGUUUGGCAGUCAUACAGUUGAUUCUUAUGUUUUAAUGACACCAU